Myxocyprinus asiaticus (Chinese sucker) is the source of this 3327-nucleotide messenger RNA. It is a transcript of the gene plpp1b, whose product is annotated as phospholipid phosphatase 1. Lineage: Eukaryota; Metazoa; Chordata; Actinopteri; Cypriniformes; Catostomidae. The record is from RefSeq and is a predicted model, not a curated record. Gene Ontology annotation, molecular function: phosphatidate phosphatase activity. Gene Ontology annotation, biological process: phospholipid dephosphorylation; phospholipid metabolic process; signal transduction. The transcript is spliced from 6 exons. Bases 276 to 1124 code for a protein of 282 amino acids.
GAUGAUUGACACACGGAGGGAUUGACCUCACCAUCAUGCGAUAUGAAGUAACCGGAGAUCUAACGGCGACUUUCAUCGGACCAUCACCAGAAAACUGAACAUGAUUCUCAAUGAUUCAUAGCGGCACAGACGAACAACUCGCUUUAGAAGCUGCCGGAUCCGAAUAUCUUCAGCUUAACAAAUGUGCUUAAUAAGCAGUUGUUUUCAUGUGAUUUAAGUAAAUGUGAAAGUGUACAUUGCCCACUGAAUACAGAAGUGUGUUUGCGGAACUGAAAAUGUUCGAGACCAAAGGAGCUUUCUGCAUUUGUCUGGAUGUGAUCUGUCUGCUGCUCGCUGGACUGCCCUUUGCAGUACUGAAUAUUCAGCACAAACCAUUCAAAAGAGGAUUUUUCUGCAACGAUGACACCAUCAAUUACCCGUUUAAAGAAGACACAAUAUCAUACCAGUUACUGAUGGGAAUUAUAAUUCCAUUCACACUGAUUAUAAUAAUCUUCGGUGAGUGUUUUUCAAUAUAUCUGAGGUCCAGAUCUUCAUUCAGUUAUGAAUACAUUGGAUGCGUGUACAAGGUUGUUGGGUCAUUUGUGUUUGGUGCGGCGUUGAGCCAGUCGCUUACAGACAUCGCCAAAUACUCCAUCGGUCGCCUGCGGCCACAUUUCCUGACUGCGUGUAAGCCGAAAUGGAGUCUCAUUGAUUGCAAAUCAGGUUAUAUUGAGAACUUCACAUGCACCGGAGAUCAAACCAUCAGCAAUGAAGGCCGGCUUUCCUUUUAUUCUGGUCACUCAUCAUUCUCCAUGUACUGUAUGCUGUUCCUCGCUCUGUAUCUCCAGUCUAGACUGCGAGCCAGAUGGGCUCGACUCCUGCAACCGACUAUCCAGUUCUUUUUUAUCGCCGCGUCUCUUUAUGUGGGUCUGUCACGCGUGUCUGAUUAUAAACAUCACUGGAGUGACGUUCUCACUGGACUCAUACAAGGAGCACUCGUGGCUCUAUUCACUGUAUUCUUUGUAUCAGAUCUCUUCAAAACUCACAGUAAAUCUCACAAAGAUGAUGAUGAUGAUGAUGAAAUCGCACACACGAGCCUCAAUGAGACAUCAGACUCGCCAAACCACUACGGCAGCACGCAAUGAGGCGAAAAGAGGCAAACGUACCACUGUACAUAGAAAAAGUCCAACCACUCUUUCCAUUCAUCAGAUGUGGACUUGGCCGAUGAACAUACCAACGAGACCUGAAAGAGAAAAAUAAUUUCGGAAUCCAACAAUGAUGAAAUCAAGCUUGUAUAGAAGCCGAGUAUGUUUUGGGUUUAAUGCAGCUGCUGCAGUAACUGACCGCGCGAAAUCAGCCAACCAACUACCCAAAUUAGACCCAGGCCCACCCAGAAUAUUAGUGAUUAUUAUAUGACUCAAAUAUAUAUUUAUAAAAUAGUUUAAAAAAUGCAUAAAUUCUGAUUUCUGAAAAUGUGAAAGAAGUGUUUGAAUGCGCCGCCUCAACGCUUUUGAGAAAAAGUAAAGACGCUGACUGCCACGCCUUUAGUCGUGAGUUCGAAUCCAGGGCGUGCUGAGUGACUCCAGCCAGGUCUUCUAAGCAACCAAAUUGGCCCGGUUGCUAGGGAGGGUAGAGUCACAUGGGGUAACCUCCUCGUGGUCGCUAUAAUGUGGUUCUCGCUCUCGGUGGGGCGCGUGGUGAGUUGUGCGUGGAUGCUGCGGAGAAUAGCGUGAAGCCUCCACACGCGCUACGUCUCCGUGGUAACGCGCUCAACAAGUCACGUGAUAAGAUGCGCGGAUUGACGGUCUCAGACACGGAGGCAACUGAGAUUCGUCCUCCACCACCCGGAUUGAGGCGAGUCACUACGCCACCAUGAGGACUUAGAGCGCAUUGGGAACAGGGCAUUCCAAAUUGGGGAGAAAAAAAAAAAAUGGUGCUAGAUAAAUGAUAACGGUCAAAGCUGUUCAUCUAGUGUAGAAAAACAUUUAAAUCCAGAUUGGCACAUGAAGGUGUCCUGUGUAAGUCCACUUUGCUGUAGAUGAAUCUCCCAUGACAGGCCCCAUCUCUCUCCUCUUCACCUGUGUGACUGACUGUGAGCACCAGUGGGCGGGGCCAACGGUGCAAUGACGAAAAACAGUUGUUGAUGUCUUGCUGAAGAGGCAGUCAUUAUGCAGAUGUAUUUGGUCCUUGUGUCUUCACAAGCUCCACAAAUUCCAAACCGACUGUUUCUAGAGACUGGUUUAAAUAAAUGCUCUUUUUCUAUUAAGUAGGAAGUUUUCAGUUCUGAAACUUACAGUAUGUUUUUAUAGUACAAUGACCUCUUAUAUGUCAAAAGAUCAAGGAAAGUUUUAUUCCUCAUGUCAUGACCCCUUUAAGUCAGUUGCCAGAGUUAUUUUUCAAUUGUCUGGUUGUAAACAGCUCAGUGUCAUGCUGUAUGGAAUGUUUACAGAUGGCCCUUGACCUUCAUGACCUCUACUAGCAACCAAAUUGGCCCGGUUGCUAGGGAGGGUAGGGUCACAUGGGGUAACCACCUCGUGGUCGCUAUAAUGUGGUUCUUGCUCUCGGUGGGGUGCGUGGUGAGUUGAGCGUGGAUGCCGCCGAGAAUAGUGUGAAGCCUCCACACGCGCUACGUCUCCGCGGUAACGUGCUCAACAAGUCACGUGAUAAGCUGCGCAGAUUGACGGUCUCAGACUCAGAGGCAACUGAGAUUCGUCCUCCGCCACCCGGAUUGAGGCGAGUCACUACACCACCACGAGGACUUAGAGCGCAUUGGGAAUUGGGCAUUCCAAAUUGGAGAGAAAAAUGGGAGAAUACUUUUCGUAACUUGGUUGUUAUGGAGAAUUUGUUUCCAGAGCAACACAUCUUAAGUCUUGUGUCAAAUUAAACUGGUUUGAUGAUUAUAGGAAAGUAUGUAUAUGGCCAAAUAUAAAAAAAACAAAGUGUUAACUUCAAUUGAUUUUGUAUGAAAUGUAGGUCACACUUUAAAAACAAGGUUCUGUUUAGUUAAUGCAUUAGGAAUCAUGAAGUAACAAUGAACAAUAUAUUUUUGUACAGUAUUUAUUAAUCUUGAUUAGUGUUAGAUAAUAAAAUUACAGUGUAUUAGUAUGUUGCAAUAAACAUUUACCAACAUAAAUAAAUGCUGUAAAAGUAUUGUUCAUUGUUAAUUGUCUUAACUAAUGUUAACAAAUGCAUCCUUAUUAUAAAGUGUUACUGAAAUUUGUAUUUUUAAGUCUGCUUAUUUGUUGUCAUUUUUAAUCAAAUAGUAAGACUGCAAGUGGUAAAUGCAAUUUUUAUACUGUAAUUUCUGUUUAACGGCACUAUGAUAAAUGUAACUUUUUAUGUAACCAA